AUGACAGCCGCUCCCGAGUCUCCCAGGCCUCAACUGAAGGCUUUACUGACACCUACUCUCUUCACCAACAUCCGCCGAGUCUGGUUCGCCCACAUCUCUGAUGCCGAACACAUCUUUGUCCCAUCGCUUGAAGAUGCCUUACACUGGUUCACUCGGAAUGAAGAGUUCGAUGGCGUUUGCAGGGCAGAGUUUGGCUCCACAUUAGCGGCCCUCGAGGGGUUGACCUUUGACGGGUCAGACAUGAUCGCGGCAGCUGAACUCACGUCUCCGCUUGACUGGAUGAGCCUGAUCAUCCUUCUCGACCAGAUCACGCGAAACUGCUUCCGCAAUGACGAGGCCGGCAGGGCGUAUGGUUUCUUCGACGAAAGGUGUCUGCAGCUGGCACUCAAAGCGAUCGAGAGAAGGAUCCCUGAAGACCCGGAGAUUCGGUACCGCCAGGCAUACAGGUUCUGGUUCUACAUGCCUCUUGAACAUUCGGAGAGCAUGCAGAUGCAAGACAUGUUGUUUUCAGAGCACAGGCGCAUGUUCAGCGACACUCUCUGCGUCCUCUAUGGGCUGAAGACAGAACUCGGAGAAGACAUGCAGGCGGUCCUCUCGACCAAAGAAGUGCUCGAACGCCGGCGGCCCGCUCUUGAGCCCUGGAUUGGAACGCUUUCCAGGAUCGUAACCGAACAUAGAAAUGUUCUGGAGCGCUUCGGGCGGUACCCGCAUCGGAACCAAGCUUUGAAACGAACUUCUACGGCCGCUGAGGUGGCUCAUUUGAAGAUUCGCGGGUAG
Molecule: messenger RNA, 777 nt
Organism: Verticillium alfalfae VaMs.102
Lineage: Eukaryota; Fungi; Ascomycota; Sordariomycetes; Glomerellales; Plectosphaerellaceae
Exons: 2
Coding region: 1-777 (258 amino acids)
Molecular function (GO): protein binding
Source: RefSeq, a predicted model, not a curated record